Molecule: messenger RNA, 2206 nt
Organism: Brassicogethes aeneus
Lineage: Eukaryota; Metazoa; Arthropoda; Insecta; Coleoptera; Nitidulidae
Source: the annotation of a GenBank genome assembly
CAAGCGGUGGCGGGCUCGCUUACUCACCUGUUACUUACUACUCCGCACACCGGCGAUUGUUUGUUUUUGUAUUUUACUGAGUUAUGUGCGAACAGCGACAAAGAUAACGCAAUUUUUAAUCCAAGUUGAUUUCGUAUUUUGUAACGAACGGUGUCAGUGGGCUCAACUCAACGACAACAGUUUCUUCGGCUGCUGCAGUUGCUGUCGUUUUCCUUCUUCUCUACUACGAACACAUGACAUACAGAUUUUUCCAAAAUGACAAAUGAAAAAUCCAAAUCCAUUUUUAUUUUAGAUAAUUUUAGUUCUACAGCAACUUUAGCUAAUAAUGAAGUAAGUGUACCAGUAGGAAGUCAAGAUACACUAAACGAAAAAGUUUACGAUCCCUAUGAACAUAGGAAUGUCUCGCAUCCGAAUACGUUUUCAGGGGCUUUAAUACAUUUGUUAAAAAGUUCACUGGGAACUGGAAUUUUAGCUAUACCAAGGGCCUUUAUGAGUGCAGGUCUUGCCGUAGGGUUAGUAGGAACAGUACUUAUAGGAAUAUUAUGUACUUAUACCAUUCACAUUUUGGUGGCUGCCUCAUUAAAAAUGUGCAAAAUAACGAAAAAACCGAGCCUCGGAUUCGCGGAAACGGCCGAAGCCGUUGUGAAACAUGGCCCUAAACCAAUAAGAGGAUUUUCUCGAUCUGCAAAAAAUUUUGUCGAGAUCGCCCUUUUGAUGACCUACUAUGUAGGCAAUGCAGUGUAUAUAGUAUUUAUUAGUUCAUCACUUAGACAAUUAAUAAGGAACGUCUUUCCAGACCUGGCCGAUUGGUCUGAAAGAUACUACAUGGUAUGCAUUAUGAUCCCUCUCAUCCUCUUCUGUCAAGUAAGGCAACUAAAGCACCUUGUGCCAUUUUCCUUUAUUGCCAAUAUCACCAUGGUAGCUGCUUUUGGAAUAACCGUUUACUACAUGUUUGAUCGCGUGGAAAACUCCAAGGCUGAAGAUGUUUCCUUGGCCAAGGGUAUCGCUGGAUUGCCAGUGUUCUUUAGCACUGUCAUUUUUGCCAUGGAAGGAAUUGGUACUAUCAUGCCUGUUGAAAACUCAAUGGUCACCCCCAAAUUCAUCGGGUGCCCAGGUGUUCUAAACGUAGCCAUGGGCUUUGUAAUAAUCCUUUACUCAUCCAUUGGUUUCUUUGGUUACAUGGCAUAUGGAGAAAGCACCAAAGCCACAAUCACACUUAAUUUACCAGAAAAAGAAAUUCCAGCCCAAGUAGCACAAGCCUUCAUAUCUAUAGCGGUCUUCUUCACGUUUAUGUUGCAAUUUUACGUCCCAAUGGACAUAACAUGGAGAAAAAUCUCACCACUUAUUCGCGAAGAGCGCCACAAUAUCAGUCAGAUCUUCAUCAGGACAGCCAUCGUAAUUUUCAUUACAUGUAUUGCAAUCGCGGCAGGCGAACAUUUGGGGCCUUUAAUUGAUUUGGUAGGAGCCAUAUUCUUUUCCACUUUGGGUCUUUUGGUCCCUGCUGUUAUUGAUACGUUGGUAAACUGGGACGAUAAGGGCGUUUGCUAUUGGAAGUUGGGAAAGAACAUCUUCAUAGGGUUUUUGGCUAUGUUUGGGUUGGUAACUGGAAGUUAUUAUGCCAUAUUGUCGAUGACACAUGGAGAAAAAAAAUAAUAAGAAAGUUGCAUAGUUUAGAGAGUAUCGAUUUUCUGUGAUAUUUUAAAGUAACUAAAAAUUGUUAGAGGACAUUGUGAGAAAAAUAUCUUUAAUCUAUUUAUUUUUUUCAAUUAUUAUUACCGUAAUUAUAACACAGAUUUUUUUAAUAGUAAAUACAUUAUUAAUACUACGAAUUAUUUGUUCAAAAGUAGUAGUAAUAUUUUGUAAUUAUUUAUUAUACAGGGUAUAUAUUAAAUUUGCAUUCCUUCGGAAAUUAUGUGCCUUCGCAAAUGCUGGUCAUCAUCCCAUUUGGCAUAACCUUUUUAAUUAAUUUUAUAUAUGGAAAUUGGAUCUGUUUAAAAAACUGUAGCUAGCCAAUACAGAAUUUUUCGAAACCAGCAUUUAAAUAAUUUUUGAAAGAAUCAUAUUUUAUACGAUUUUAAAUCUUAUAACUGUAGUUACUAGACUUUUUAAGUUAUUUUGUGUGAUGUUUUAUUUUUAAAGAAAAUAUUUUUGUAUUAAUAUUUAUUAUCUUUAAGAAAUAUGUAUAUGUAUAUACCUACUGUUUAUU